AUGGAAGUGGCCGUUACAAUUUUAUUCGUGGCAGCUGUUUUAGCAGUAGAAGAUAUCGGUCCUUGUCCUAAAGAACAAGAUGGAAACUUUAACAUCGAACGCCUAUUACCACAUAGUGAAUGCAACAAGUUUUACAAAUGUAUUCAAGGCGAGCCCGUAGAAAUGUUUUGCGCUGACGGACUUUUCUUCAACUCAAUCUUUCGAUAUUGUGAUUGGGCACCCAAUGUUGAUUGCGGGGAAAGAACGGUCCCUACUGGAAAGGUACUUGCAACUAAUCAAGUAGAUGAGCAGAAACUAGAAGCAGAAAGUGAAAAUCCAGAAGCCGCUGAAAUUGAAUUUCUCGAAAAUGGUUGUCCAGUAGACCCUGUUAUACAUUGGCUUUUGCCUCACGAAAAUGACUGCUCCUUAUUCUUUUAUUGCGUUUGGGGCGAAAAGGUUCAAAGAUCGUGCCCGAAUUCCUUGCAUUUCAACAGAAAAUUGCAGGUUUGUGACUGGCCCCAAUUUGCUGAAUGUACAGUGAAUGACAUAACAGGUAUUAUAUUAUUGGUUUCGUUUCUCGCUCUCUUCGGAAUUGGAUAUGCUGAUAAUCAGUGUCCUAAAGAACAAGAAACAAAUUGGCAAAUAGAACUACUGUUAAAGCACGAGGAUUGUGAUAAGUUUUACAAAUGUACCUUGGGACAACCUAUUGAGAUGCGUUGCCCUGGUGGACUUUACUUUAAUACCGAAAUUUCACAGUGUGACUGGAAGGAUAAUGUUGAUUGUAGUGGAAGAAAUAUGUCAGAUGAUAAUAAUUUAAAACCCGAAGAAUCCGAUGAAUUAGGGACAGAUGACGAAUAUCAAAAUGAAUCGGAAGAAAUAGAUGACGCUUCCGAGAUGGUAGAAGAUUCAGAGGAAAAGGACACUGAUUUAGGAGGUGAUAUAAAUUCUUCCCAAGAAAAGCCUGAAUUAUCAGAAUUGGAAUUCUUAGAAAACGGAUGUCCAGUCAACCCACAAAUACAUUGGCUCUUACCUCAUGAAGAUGAUUGUAAUCUAUUCUACUACUGUGUUUUUGGAGAGAAGGAACAAAGAAACUGCCCAAGUUCGCUUCAUUUUAACAAACAAUCACAGGUGUGCGACUGGCCCGAUGAAGCGGGAUGUUCAAAGUCUUUAGAGGACAAUACUUUUAUUGAACACGAAAUAAUUAAGACAAUUGAAACUGUGGUUGACAUAAAAUUGUAA
Messenger RNA from Parnassius mnemosyne (clouded apollo), 1218 nucleotides. The record is from the annotation of a GenBank genome assembly. Lineage: Eukaryota; Metazoa; Arthropoda; Insecta; Lepidoptera; Papilionidae.